Molecule: messenger RNA, 1059 nt
Organism: Pteronotus mesoamericanus
Lineage: Eukaryota; Metazoa; Chordata; Mammalia; Chiroptera; Mormoopidae
Product: carbonyl reductase [NADPH] 2-like
Biological process (GO): glucose metabolic process; xylulose metabolic process
Molecular function (GO): L-xylulose reductase (NADPH) activity; carbonyl reductase (NADPH) activity
Source: RefSeq, a predicted model, not a curated record
AUGAAGCGCGUGGCCCUCUCUGGGGUCACCCCAAGGCUAGCCCUUCCCCUGGAGCCCACUUCUCCCUGGGUCUGGUCUCAGGAAGGGUUGGCCCAAGACCUCUCCUCAGGUGGGAAACAGGGAAAGCAGAUGAAAGCUUCCUCCUCAGGGAACUCACAGGGGGGCCUGAGCGGGAAGAGGCCUUCUCGAGGCCUGGACCUGCCCUCGCAGGUGUCCAAGGCCUCCCAGCCCCUCCCCCAGGCUGGGGUCAGCACCAGGGAGCUCAGUCUCAACAGCCGUCAGGCCCUGGUGACGGGAGCCGGGCAAGGGAUCGGUCGGGCCACCGCAAUGGCCCCGCACGCCCCGGGGGCCAGCGUGGUGGCCCUGAGCCGCACCCCCGCCAACCUGGUCAGCCUCUCCAAGGAGUGCCCCGGGCUGGAGCCCGUGCACGCGGACCUGGGCGACUAGGAGGCCACGGAGCCGGCACUGGGCGGCGGGCCCGUGGACCUGCUGGUGAACAACGCCGCCGUGGCGCGGCCACAGCCCUUCCUGGAGGUCCCCAAGGAGGCCUUCCGCAGCAGGAGGCGGGAGAGCAGGCGGCCUGGGAGGGGCUGCGGCAAAGGCAGCGCAGACGGGCCCUGCUCCUUCUCAAGUGCCAGCUCUCUCCCCAGGAUCUUCGGUGUGAACGUGGUGGCCCAACGCAUGAUCGACUGCAGAGCGCCUGGCUCCACCGUCACUGUCUCCAGCAUAGCGGCCUGCACCCCCCUUCCCAAGCUAGCCCUCUACUCCACAAAGAGUGCAAUGACCAUGCUGCCCAAAACCAUGGCGGAGCUAGGGCCACACAAGAUGAACGUAUCCGGGUUGAACUCCGUGAACCCCACGUUGGUGAUGACGGCCUUGGGCCAAAAAGUCUUGAAGGACCUCGAGAUCGCCCAGAGGGUGGAGCGUAAUCGGUACCCGCUGCGGAAGUUGGCAGAGUUGGAGGACGUGGUCGACAGCAUCUUGUUUCUGCUCAGCGACCGCAGCGCCAGCACCAGCGGCUCCAGCCUCGUGGCGGACCCCGGGCUCCUGGCUUCCUAG